AUGGGUCAGGUCCUGAAUACUGAAGAUACUAACUAUAAAGGAUUAGUGGAAAUUUGUCCAAAUCCAACAACUUUGGCGCGACAAAUGACGCUUAUUGAAUUGGAGCGACUAAAUAUGAUUGGUCCAGAUGAAAUUGUUUACGCUUCAAUGGAUGAUGACGCUAGAAAAAGAUAUGGCAAUCGUACGAAUAACAUAAGAUACUAUAUUGAUUGGUCAAACCGAUUGACCUAUCUUACGGCUACGGAAAUACUACGAUGUAGUAAAAGGCAGUGCCGGGUGCAUACUAUUGAAUACUUCAUUGAUGUUGCUAAAGAAUGCAUCAAUGUUGGCAAUUUCAAUUCAUUUAUGGCUAUCGUAGCUGCUUUGUCGCUACCACUUAUUGCAAGACUGAAAAAGACUUGGAAUCGUGUUGAGAAAAGUAAGCUUGAAAUUCUUCGUCAUCAGUUCGAUCCAACAGCAAAUUUUGUCAGUUAUCGGUCAACUCUUAAAGCGGCAAUAUGGCGCUUUAAUAGUGCUCGGAACGAAAGCGAUGCCAUUAUCAUACCAUUUUUUGGUCUUCUAAUGAAGGAUCUAUCAUUAUUGCAUCGUCAAUGUGCACAAUUACUCCCAAAUGGACACAUAAAUUUUAAGAUGUUCAGCCAGUUUGGCAGCGAAGUGUCAAAUUUUGUGAAGUGGAAAAAUCGCAAAUGUUUAUUUGAACGUGAUACUCGCACUUUGCAUCAACUUCUUCUGUCCAGAACACUCACUGAAAAACAACUGAUCAAAUUAUCAUAUAACUGCGAAGUGGCAGAACAAACGGCGGAAAAAGAGCUGUACAGGCGACUAAAAAAUGACAAUGAAACUCAAUGA
This is a messenger RNA of Loa loa (African eye worm), 849 nucleotides long. RefSeq lists its product as hypothetical. The transcript is spliced from 8 exons. Gene Ontology annotation, biological process: Ras protein signal transduction; positive regulation of GTPase activity. NCBI's taxonomy places the organism in Eukaryota, Metazoa, Nematoda, Chromadorea, Rhabditida, Onchocercidae. The record is from RefSeq and is a predicted model, not a curated record. Gene Ontology annotation, cellular component: plasma membrane. The coding region runs from base 1 to 849 and encodes 282 amino acids. Gene Ontology annotation, molecular function: guanyl-nucleotide exchange factor activity.